AUGGCAGGCAAGAAGGUCGUUGUGGUUGGACAUGGCCCCAUUGGUCAUGCCUUCAUUGAGAAACUGGCAGAGAGGGAGGCCGGGUUUGAAAUCACGGUGGUUUGCGAGGAGCCUCGUCCAGCAUACAAUCGCGUCAUGCUGACGCAGUACUUCUUGGACUGCGAUGGCGACAAGCAUGACCAGAUGAAGUUGUCUUACUGGAGCGAGGAGGACUUGAAGAGCAAGAAUGUCAAGCUCGUCUAUGGUCGCGCAACCAGCAUUGACCGUGACAACAAGUCGGUUGCGUACUCCAAAGUCAGCCACGGUGGAAGCUCUGUUGAUGAAGAUGCAGACUCCUUGAAGUACGACAUCCUGGUGCUUUGCACUGGCAGCUUCUGCUUCGUUCCACCAACUCCCGGCUUCGUUUUGCCAGAAAAGAAGAACCCUCAGUGGCCAGAUGACCCAGCUUCUCGCCCUGAAGGCGUCUUCGUGUACAGGACGAUUGAAGAUCUUGAAGCACUCAUCGCUGCAGCAAAGAACUCAAAGCGCGCAGCCGUGAUUGGAGGCGGUCUCUUGGGCCUCGAGGCUGCAAAGGCCGUGUAUGAUCUUGAGAUGGAAAGCCACGUCGUGGAGAUGGCCCCGUACCUCAUGCCUACGCAGCUCAACGAGGAAGCUGGGAAAGCGUUGGAGAGGAAGAUCAGCAGCCUAGGCAUCCAUGUGCAUAGUGGAGCCAAGAUCCAAGAGGCUGUCCUGGAUGGUGGCAAGGUCAAGGGCCUGAAGUUCAUUCCCCAUGGCGAAACCGAGCCCAAGAUUUUAGACGUGGACAUGAUUGUAGUCUCUUGCGGAGUUCGCCCUCGAGAUGAAUUAGCACGUGGCUGCGGUCUCGAGCUCGGUGGACGAGGCGGCAUCAAGGUGGACUCAAGCUUGUGCUCUACGGACCCUAGCAUCUAUGCUCUGGGAGAGGUUGCGUCGAUUGGGGGCGUGUUUUGCUAUGGUCUAUGGGCUCCGGGAGUUGACCAAGCAGAGGCACUGGUCAAGAACCUGGUUGAUGGCGCAGGCAGUGCCAGCUACGAGAAGAGUGACUUGAGCACCAAGCUGAAGCUCUUGGGAGUUGAUGUUGCGUCCUUCGGUUCCGAUGAGAGCUUUUGGUUCAAGCGCAAGUUCGACGGCAAGGACCCAGAAGUUGUGAACUUGGAAUGCAGCAGUCCCCUGGACGGCUCGUACCGGCGGCUGUGCUUUACGAAGGAUGGCAAGAAGCUGGUUGGAGGUGUCCUCGUUGGUGACGCGAAGGAUUACCCAAAGCUGCUGCAGAUCUGCAAGAAGGGCGACUUGGGCGGCGCUGAUCCGGAAAGCCUGGCUUUCCGCCGACCUCCCCCAGGUCAAGGAGCAGUGGCCAACGAUGGUGGAGACGGCACAGGCAUUGCCGAGGACGAUGUCAUCUGCACCUGUUUGAAUGUCACCAAGGGCGAGGUGGUGAAGGCCAUCAAGGACAAGGAUUGCUUGACA
Molecule: messenger RNA, 1485 nt
Organism: Symbiodinium necroappetens
Lineage: Eukaryota; Dinophyceae; Suessiales; Symbiodiniaceae
Source: the annotation of a GenBank genome assembly